Drosophila melanogaster (fruit fly) is the source of this 7289-nucleotide messenger RNA. RefSeq lists its product as uncharacterized. The record is from RefSeq and is marked reviewed. The transcript has 4 exons. Lineage: Eukaryota; Metazoa; Arthropoda; Insecta; Diptera; Drosophilidae. The coding region runs from base 746 to 4252 and encodes 1168 amino acids.
CACAGGCGGCAUUAUCAGACGGCAACUUCAGUUGCAAGCGAGCGCUCACCGUGUGUGUCUCGUGUCUCUCGGGCGGCAAACAGCAAUAGCAACUUGCAACUUGCAAUAGCCAGCAACGUGCCACAGCCAGCAGCAACUAGCAACAUAAAUUGCGUGUUUUUUUGACUUUGACUUUGGGCCACAAGCGGUUUUGAGUUUGAGUCUCGAACUUUGAGUUUUCCGCGCGCGUUUUUCUCAAAUCGAUUCGAAGGACCGGGCGACUGUUGAGUGUUUUGUUUUGGUUUUCGUUUGUGUUGCAUUGUCACGUGCCCGACCAUUUGUUUAUUUGUUUUUUGUUGCUGUGUUGUGUGGUGCAUGAGCAUUAAGUCAGCGUCCAAAAGAACAGCCAAGCCAACGUGCAGCAUUUGCUGGACUUCUUUUGAAAUUGAAAACAGAAAUUCGUUUUCAAAGCUGCAGCAUUAGAUGGACUUCCCAAAAAAGAGCUAGUUACCAGUUUCAACAAUAAUUGCAAGCGAAGCAAAUUGCAACUGCAUAGAAUACGUUCGUGGGGCAGGAGCAAAAACACUUGCAACUGUUGGAGGCGAGGAAAUCCAAAUCCAGAAACCAGAGACAGGAAAACACAGCGGCAAACCAAAGUGUUGCAUACUUGGCACAAAUAGAAUAGCGUGAGCGAAGAUACGGAUACGAAUAUACGUACAGAUACAGAUACAUAUCCGCCACUCCAUAGACGCAGAGGAGCGGCAACAUGCCGUCGUCAGCAAUAAAUAAAGCAGCACGCAGUGUUGCCAAUGCGAUUCAAUUGCUGGCAAUCGUUCUCUAUUGCUGCUGCAUGGUGCAUGGACAACAGCAGCAGCAGCAGCAGCAGCAGCUACAACCACAACAGCAGCAACACUUGAAGUACCAGCAAUUGCAAUACCAAAUGCAGCAGCAAUAUGAAUACCAGCAGCAGCAGCACUACCAGCAGCAGUUUCAGCAGCAGCAGCAGCAACAGCAGCAACAGCAGCAGCAGCUGCAACAGCAACAGCAGCAGCAGCAACAUCUGACACCCACGGCAGCACUUGCCCAGCAGCAGCAGCAGCAUGAGGAGCAAAUCGACUUGCUGUCCACUCAACCAACUCAGCUGCUGCAGACAGGUGUUUCCCUGAUUGUGGAGGAUUCAAAGGGCUCGGGCGAUGGUAGCGGAAGUGGAAUUGGUGCCACAUCCAACCGUCGUCGUACUGCUCAGUUGGCAACUCGUAAGCGGAAACGACGCCCCCAACUUCCGCUGGCCACAAUGGGGGCCACGGAGGAGGAUUCUGGUCCAGAACCGACAUCAGCUUACUGGCGCGGUCAUGUGGAGGAUGAUGCAGACGCACUGCGAAGAAGGAAUCAACCCUUGGUGAGGGAACCCAUGGCCGCUCUCGAAAGAGAUCGCGAACGGGAGAAACAGCGCAAGCGAGUAGAGCCCACGGAUGCCAGUCCGCAGGGCAGUAGUCCCAGCAAAGCCUAUCGUCGCCCAUAUGGCCAGGCCAAAAAGGAACCCAUUGUCGAUGCUGGCGCUGCGACACCUACCAAAACUUCUGUGGAUUUGAAGAACAUCCUGAAGAAUUCCGGAGGUCUGAGUCUCAGUGAAAUCCUGCAGCAGAAAAAUCUUUCGUUGGACGAUCUGCUCAAGGGUAAACAGAAUGCUCUGUUGGCACUGCAAACCACAGCCGUUGCCCCACCAGCCUCCACGUAUUCCUCCCCAGGCUCACGAGCGGAUCCCCCGAAAAAGCUGUCUAACCAACAGAACAAACAGGGUGUGCGGAGAUUGCCUGCUGCGUAUACCACAACUAGCACCACUGGCAACGAUGAGGAUGAAUCCGUGAUAGCCAAAAACAAGGCCAAAUUCCCUAACGCCCUGCAGCGCCUUAAGCUCUUUGGCAGCUCUUCGCGGGAGAGCGGCACUACAAGACGCAUUUUGGGUGGAGUCAAUGGUCACAGUAGCACCACCAUGGCCACCAGCACCACUGCAAGUGCAAGCGCCACUAGCACCACCACCCGGGUGCCACUCUACAAGAAGCGGCAGCAUCUUCGGUCCACCCUAAAGCCACCAGGACUUUUCAAGCCGAUCACUAGCAGCACCACUAGCACCACCACAGCAACGGCAGUGACCACCACUCAGGAAGUGGAAACUAGCACCGCUUACUCCUACUCCACUAGCACCACGGUGGUUAAUAACGUGGAGGAAAGUCGUGAGGAGGAGAGGGAAAACUCGGAGGAAAGCGAACGGGAAGAUGAGCAGGAUCAGGAACAAAGUCAGGAGAAUCAGGAGAACCAGGAGGUGGUGGAACCCGAUUCCAGUGAGGCAGAGUCUGGAGAAGGCAUUCCGCCCACCGAGACACCAGAACCACCAGCUGCUCCUUCCUUUGCGCCCGGAAGUCCGCGCUAUCGUCUGCGAAAUUCCAGUGUGAAAGAGAAUCAAAAGCGAUUAAAGGAUAACUUUAUAGGGAGCAAUAAUGGAGAGAGUAGUGAGGAGGUGGAUCCGGUUGAGGCUUCACCUAGUUCUACCACAUCAGCUACACCAUCAAACAAAAACAGCGAAGAACUUAAUUACGGAGAGGACGAGCUGGAGAACUUUUUCGACGAAGUGGAGAGUCACACGCAUCACACUCGCGUGCCAGCACCACCAGCACUUGCGCCUGCACCACCAGCAAGGUCGCCCACUCCUGCAGCAGCAGCACCACCACCUCCACCACCACCACCCUCUCCCUCCUAUGAACCACCACCACCGUCCUAUGCACCACCACCUUCUUUAUCGGCGGCAAAGCCACCGCAAUUGAAUGUCAUAGACGAUGUGGACGACCGCACCGAUCUGCUGGAACUCAUUGAGGAUCGGCGGUCGGGUAAUCGACUGUUUAAGGUUCUGGAGCAGCGCAACAUGACCCUGGAGGAGCUGAUCGAGCACCGCAAACGCGGCUCUAGCCAACUGCAUCUGUCCACCAUCGUGAACGGCGGCGAUGAGCACUCGCGUCUGUAUCCCGGCCAGAAGGUUCUGCUGCAGGAUAACAUGGACAUUGUUACGGCCUUCGAGAACUUUCCGCACUUUAAUCUAAUGGAUCUGAAGAGCGUCAAGCCCGAUGAGAUCAAGACCGACUCGCAAGGCUCAAGCUACUUCACCUCCAUCAUCGAUAUCGAGCCAAAUGACGAGGUCAAACCGAUGGGAAGUCGAGGUCCCGCCUACGCACAGACAUCUUCCUCAUCGGCGACCAUUGGAGCCGGAACUGGAACCAUUUCGAUCAAUUCGCGUGGCGAAAAGUCGCUGGGAUUCUUCCCGUCGUGGAAGACGCUGGCACUCGCCUCCUUGGCCACGGCCACCGAGGAGAGGAAUCCUUAUUUCCUGCCACCGCCUCGACUGCUGCUCGACGGAAGUUCCCAGGAGGCGGACUCCAACGUUGAUUCGGAGCCCACCAGCAUUGACAUUGAUCUAAGCGUGAGUCCUUAUGGCGGCAACUCCUCCUCGAUGGCGGAUAACAGUCGGCUGCCGCCGAAUAACGAUGUGAUCGAUGAGAUCGAGAACGAGGUGGCGCGGGCACACGAUCUCCUGGAUCUGGAGCUCUCCGGUCCGGGAUUCCAUCGCAGUCCUGCUGCAGCGGCGGCCACAUCCGCCGUAUCGCAGCAGCAUUUGAGCAGCUUGUACGCCAGCAUGCCAUCCGGGAUCAAGUCCGCGAUUGUGGCCAGCACGGCGAUAGUGGUCACCGCGUUGGCCACCUUCCUGGUCAUCUUCGUCGUGUGCCGAUGGAAACAGCAGCGCAGGAGAAAGAGCAGCUACCUGCGCACCUACAAUGCGAUGAAGAGCAAGCUGCCGCAGAUGGCGCAGCCAUCGCGUCGUUCCUCGAUGCGCCAGCACAUGGAAGAGCUGGUCAUUGGAUCCAGUUCGGGAACAGGGGCUGGAUCUGGAUCAGGAUCGGGAUCUAAGACGGGCAUAGCCAGCAUCUCCACUUCGGUGGCCUGUUGCACGCCCGUUCAUCAGCUGCAGCGGCAGAGUUCAAUGCUCUUUGCCCGCGAUGGAUCCGCCACGAUGAGCACCGCCACCUCGCUGACCACGAAUAGCACCACGAAUACCACCAUUACAACGGGGGCGCAGCCACCUGCUCCACCGGAGGCGCUGAGUGGGCGUGGCCUGGCCAUUUCGCUGAGAAGUGCUCAACAGAAGCUGAACACAAUGGAUCCCAGUUCGCCGGAGGUGCAGGAAUAUCUAUUCGACACACUGCGCAAAUCCUUCGACAAUUAGGCAAUAGGCAGUAGGCUCCUCUAGUAACAAUAGACCGUUGUUUAGGCCAAGUUUUAUAUAAAUGUACACUUAACACACACACACACACAAUGACAUCCCCCCAACACACACAAGCAUACACACUCUAACGCGAAGGAGCAAAAGUUAGUCGAUUAAUUAGUUUAAGCAGGUAGGAGGUGGAAUUUUUUUGAACUCGAUUAGAGGAACAUUCUGUGAGAGAAAGUAAAACUAACAAAAAACCAACCUAGAAAACACAUUUAGACAGUGCGUGGCAUGGCCAUAAGGCGCUUUGUAAGAAAAGGUUCAAAAAGAUUGUGCAGACAUACAGUUUAAAAAGAAUAGUGUUCAUUUUUAAAUAUUUUCAUGACAGAUUGGAAUGUAAACUGUAUAGUCCACUUUAUGUUAUUUAUUUUUACUUUAUUUAUUUUCUGAUUCAUUUGUAUCGUUGUAGACCGCAAAACCUAGUUCAAUCCGCCCUACGUUUAUGGCGCGCACUGUUGCUAGUCUCUAAGCUCGGCAAACUAUCGUUUCCAACUAUCUAGACCUAAUGUACGAUUAUGAUCCAUCAACUAACGCGACUCUAUCAACUAAAUCAUAGGACACGGCAUUCAAAUGGGUUUCUUAGCACGAGAUAAAGACGAAAACUAACUUAAAUACAGAACAACAGAACAGGAUCUUAGCCAAACAAGGUACAGUUGUGUUCAGACACUUUCCCAAAAAAAGGCCCAAAUCGAAUAAAUAUUGAAAUUCGAGAAAGCAAAAUAAAACCAUUUAUGAGGACAAUAAAUAUUAAUGAGGAAAUUACGAAAACAAAAUAAAUAAAAACCAAAAGAAAAUGAAGAAAACUGUGUUCGAUACGAUUUAACUGAAGCAAACUUCUUUCUGGCACUGACUAAAAUACCAAAAUUUAAUUGAAUUUAGAUCAAGGCAAGGCAUAAAUGGGCGCUAUGUGGGCGUGGUCAUUAGCACAACAAUACCAACAGCAACAACAACAACAACACUAAUAUUUUAAAUGCGCAAAAUGUACUGCAAAAACCAAGAAGUGAAAAUAGAUGAAACACCUGUAUUUAUUUCGUAGUGCAGGCACUUUAUUUUUGAUUUGAUUUUCGUUACCACCCCCGCCCCUCUCACUAGGCAGUAGAACAUCUGGCGACAGUAUAUAUAUAUAUAUAUAUAUAUUUAUAUAUAUAAAUAUAAUUAUAUAUUUAAGCACGCUCAAAUAUGUAUGUAAAUAAGUUUCAAUUUGAUUUUUUUGAGAAAUAAAAUGUAGAACAAAUUGUGGCAAAGAUUUCAAGCAUUUCGAAAGCACUUGACUAACCGCAUGACUCGCUGGGGUUUUCGACCACAACCGAAGAUUGGUGUCGAAAUCGCGGCACUAUAAAUACAGAAGCGAGUGGAGAACCAGAACCACAACCACAACCAGACCCAUCCCAGUGCACCAUGACCCAGCCGUCGCAAGUGGAAGCGGAUCCGUAAAUAGAUCGUAGAUCUUCGGCAAAACAAUGCGAUCACAAUGCCAGACGGGAAGGUCAACAAUGGUCGGGCAAUCUGGCCAUAUGCAUCUACUCUCGCUUUAAAACAAACAGCACCAGCUGUAAGUGAACAUGUAAUUUAUGGCCAGUGGGACAACUGGCAGAUUCAGAGGCCUCUCUGCAGCAAAAACAAGCCCAAACUAAACCGAAAAACACACUUAGGGAAAGAUCAACACGAGGGCAGGAUUUAAAAAUGGAAUUCCGGAAAGGUAUACAAUAUUUCUAUUUCUAGGCCAACUGAAAAGAUCUUCAGAGCAGAAAACUUGGCCUUAAGCCAUCUUUUUAGCACAGAAUCAUAUUUCUUCUUAAACUUAGUAGAACAAACUUUAAAAGUAGCGAUAUUUUUUUAAGGCACCUUUAGCACCUUUAUUGCAAUCCCAAAUCUCAAUCGAAACUCACCUGUAUAGCUUGUAGCAGAGUCCGUGCUGCGUGAAAAAGAGGCCUCUUUCGCCCGGAUGGCUCCUGUUCCCGGUGCUCGGCUCAGUCAUGGUGUGGGCGUACUUGUAGAGGAAGGCGUACUGCUUGGCGAUGACGCGACACUGACGCAUUGCCAGAGCGGCUGCAGCGGUGCCCCGGAGGAGCUCCAUCUGCUUGGUGGUAAAGUAUAGCACGGUGUUGUAUUUGGCAGGCAGAACAUCAAUGUAGGGCCGCCACUCGCUGAACUCGCCACGGAUCUUCUCGAUGACCAGAUCAUAGGCCAGGUUCAAGUGGGUGGCCUGCGUCAUUUUGCCAAAUAGGCGGCAAUCGGAGUUGUUUUCCUCGGAUAAGAUGAGCUUCCGGGGCACGCUGAGCACCAGCUCAUCCUUGGCCAACGGUCGGGUGGCCCGCAGACCCAGUUGGUAGCCGGGAAAGAUGGCUAUCUCCAGUCCCUCACUGUGAACUCCGCCAUCUUUGGCCCACGCACUGAACGCCUCCACUUUGGCCAGACGGGUCUGAUCGUCGGGGGAAUCGCUGAUCUGCGGACACACUGCUUGGCUGAGUGGCUCCUCCAGGAUCAUGAUUUGUUUGAGCAGCUCCUGUAGCUGCCCGUACUGCUUCCAUUCCUCGUUGGGAUUCGCCGGUUGCUUUUCCACCAAGUCAAGCAGUUCCUCGACGAGCUUGUUUAGUUGGCUCCUCUUUUUGCCGUUUAAACUGGGCAACGAACUGGCCGCCUGCUGGUCCUCAAAAUCCUCGACUGCUGUGCCGGAUGCGGAUGCAGUUACUCCGUUUUGUUGUGGCUGCUGUUGCUGCUGUUUUGUCUUCUUGUUGCGCUUCGUGUUCUUACCCAUGGCGGUGCCGUUGGUGGGAGCGAGAGAGAAAGACAGAGAGAGAGGAAGACAGAAAGCUAAGCGGUACCGGCGGCCCAAAACAACAACAGCCAAAUAAGGAAAAUAAAGUCGAGAAAUCUGCACGCGGGCGAUCAGCUGGCCGGCAGUGUGGCCAUUCGUCGGGCGCCACUAAAUUACUCCGACAAUUGGUCACACAUUCGACGAGCUUUUAUGCUGAAAACUUUUUAAUAGGGGUAC